Messenger RNA from Cydia strobilella, 6291 nucleotides. RefSeq lists its product as uncharacterized. The coding region runs from base 95 to 1549 and encodes 484 amino acids. The record is from RefSeq and is a predicted model, not a curated record. The transcript is spliced from 14 exons. Lineage: Eukaryota; Metazoa; Arthropoda; Insecta; Lepidoptera; Tortricidae.
AUUGUCAGAACGCGGUACUCUGUCUCAGAGGGCGGUCGUGUUGCGCGUUGUUGGCGAACUUGGCAUCGCGCGGAAACCGUUUUAGCCGGUAAAAAUGGCGGCGUCGUGGAUUCUGGCUGUAGGGCUUCUAGCUAUAACCUCACCAGUACUGUCGGCUCCCGCUGCUCAACAUGCAGAUGGUUCGCGGGAAAUGAAACCGGACGUGCCUGUGGAGGAAUUAGAAAAAUUAAAGUCUGGUGAACCCAGCAAGGUAGAACAUGCUUCGCAUAUUGAAUAUCACAGUCUUGAUGCAGUGAAAUCCAACGGUGAAUUGAUCUCUCGGCUAGAGCAGCACGCCUCGGCAGACGCGGCGCCGGGAGAGAAACCUAUUGUCCACGCUCAUGCGAAACUGGACGUGCCUUCCGAGGGCGUCCACCGCACGAUGGUUCAGGAGGGCUCGCAUGUCAGCAUGGUUGACGCGACUACGCCUGCUGGCGAGGAGGUCACUACUAAGGUAUUCCAUGGAGCGGCUCGCCUAGUGCAGCCGGGCACGGCCACCAACAACCAGAAGGACGGCCACACUGCCAUCCGGCGAGCCUUCAACGCCGACAUCACCAAGGAAACUAAGAACAAUAUUGACCAUUAUACUUCGUACACCGGCGUUCAGUACUCUCCUCUCGACAUGGCGGAGUACGUGUUUUGGACCGGAGACGAGCGUGGAGUGACUGCGGCAAUCGAAGAGUUCCUACAGGAAGGAAUGAUGUCCAAGGAAGAAGCCAUCGCAUUCCUCCAGGAGAUUAAAUUCAACAUCGACUACCUACGUGCACACUAUUCUCAGAACGUCCGAGCCGAGGAAACGGCGCAGCAGGAGAAGCUGAGGAGUCUGCUGAUGGAACAAGCUAACAAGGACUACCAAUACCGGCCGAUGUCCCUCCAGUCGUUCCCGUUCGGGAACAGCCCGGACAUCGUCCGUUCCAUCGCGUCAAAGAAUUGGGAGCUCAGCAACAACCUAUCGCCCAUGGCGCUGCCUGCUGAACUCAGGCCCGACCCCGUCAAGCGAUUCGAUCCUAUGCUGCAGACUAAUAUCAUUAGCACGUCUGACUACGACCGCGACGGACCAGUCAUCACCGAGGAGGAAUACGAGGAGAUGAUGGACAAACUGAAAGCCGCAGACACCCUGUACACCGAGUACACUCUGGAGGAGAUCAUCUACCAGCUCGCUAAGAUGAUGUUCUCUCAAUCGCUGUCCCGUGACCCAGCGACGGCACGCGCCGCAACGCAGCGCUUCAUGGCGUUCCUGGAGCGAGAGGCCGAGCGUGGACAACUCUCGAGGACCAUCGAGAAGAAAGUGCUCGACGUGAUGAUUGCCGCGCUGACUGACACCAUCGGAGACCAUCCCGAGCUGAUGCAGGCGCGGGACAACGUCGGCAUCAACCCCGCUAACCGACUGAUGCGGCAGUUCCUGGAGGCGAGCUCCGCGGAGCCGAGCAUGUCGCGCGCCAUCCUCGCCGCCUACAAGGACGAGCUGCUCAAGGGCGUCCCGCACAAGAUGGGCUUCCCCGCCAACUAAACCACCCACCAAACCCAUGCUGACGACUACACUUUACUUUUUUUUUCAUUUAUUUUGGCUUGUAUUAACCUUUUGAACGCCAAGACCACCUUACUAGUCGUGCCCACAGCGCCAUGGACAACUAUAGGUGUUAUGGCGUACGCUGUUAAAGUAACCUUCACACUUUCAAGUAAAGCUCGCUUGACCUUGGCGUGUAAGUGACGUUUUUGUUUAUGACAAAGGUUUAAGGAUCUGUCUUUAAUUAUGGCAUUUAUGGCCUUUCAGAAGGAUGUUUAUACGUUUUUUUUAAAGUACCUACUUCUACUUUUUAGUUCCGUAUAUUUAUCUAAUUUGGGUUGUGUGGCACGCUUUUCAAUUAUGGCCUUUCAGAAGAACGUUUAUUUAAAUCGUUUUAUUGAGGUAUGCUAUAUCCCGGAUAAUUGGGUGAUUUAUAUUUUAUUAUAUUUAAUGGUUUUCAUAUUCGUUAUUAAGAUAAGUUAUCAUUUAAUAAGGGUUUUUUUAUACGUAAAAUUAAGGAUAUAUUACAAAAUAUAUUAUAGAUGGGCAUUAAAAUUUACCAAACGCUGUAUUACUAAUGUUUAGACUUACUGUCCCGAGUACAUACCUAUAUAUUUAAACGUUACCUUUUAGAAACCAACAUUUCGGCAGCCAAAUGCUCAAAAUAAUUAUUAACUAAGUACAUGUUAUGCUUACAAAGUUUAUGAAAUGAAAUAUAUGACUACCUAUAAUUUUUUAAAUAAGUAAUAUUUUUAAAAUAUUACCUAAUACACCAAUGAAAUUUCAUACCAAGAGUAUCCAAUCCACUUCUAUCAAUGUAAAUAUUUCACCGCUAUAAGUGUAUUCAUAUAAUGCAUUUCUGCAAUUAUUUUAUGAAUUUGAACAAAUAUAAGGAUAAGAGAAGCAAUGACAUAUAUACUAUGUACCAAAGAAAUACCAAAUAUGAGAUUUGAGCAAAUUAAACUAGUUAUUUAUAAUUUAAUUGUUAAUGUUUAUAAUGCGCGUAAUAAAUGUUUAAGUAAAUACAUUUUUGUAUUAAAAGAUAAAUAGUAUUAUUUAGAAGUAGCUUUCAGUGUUUUAGUAGUGGAUAUCCUUGUUUAGAAUUAUUUUACUGACAAAUUAUCUAGUUUAUAAUUUAAAAUAUAAGUUACAUUAUAGCAUAAGAACGACACAUUACGAUAUGAUAUAAUUAGCUAGUCAAAUAUUCUUCAUAUUUUUCUACAGCAUAAAGCUUUAUGAGAGAUGUGCAAUUAAUUCAGGUUACAUAUUUAAAUAUUUAAAGAGGUCUUCCCUUAUAGAUUAUAUAAAAAAAUUGUAACUACGCCCGUCGAAUAGAAUAAAGAAAUCUCAAAGAUUUUAAUAUAUUUACUGUAGAAUUUAAACCGAGUAUUAUACAGAUUUUGAUUUUGAUUGGUUUGGUCCCUGUAUAGAAACGGAAAAUGUAAAAAAACAAAAGUUGAAAUUUUAAAUUUGUUUUAAACAUGAAACAAUUUUUAAACAUGAAACGAAAUUAUAGAAUUGUGGAUAGGUGUCAAAAAAUAACCUAUAUAAUGUUUUUUUCAACUGCGCUUUUUCAAACAAAAGGGGUUUUUCCUUGAAUUGGCAUCAAAAUGUGCUUGCUUUUGCCCCAAUAUAUAUGCUUUUUUCCAUACCUCUCUGAAGGCAUAUCAGAAUUAAAUAAACAUAUCCCUAGAUUGAAUUUAUUUUUAAUAACUAAUCAUUUUUACGCAGCAAAGCGAAUAAUUCCUAUUAAAAAAAUAAGUACUAAUGUAAAUUUGAAGGAAUUGCACAUCACUAUUAUGUAUAUCCCAACUACUUAUAAAACAACAUUUAUGUACUUCAUAAAGAACAUAUUUUGUAAAAAUGGAUAAGAGCCAUGUCUUUUUAUUAGAAUCACAAAAUAUAUUAUUGGGUGUUAUUUAAUCGAUCUGCAAAAUAUUCCUAUAUCAAUGAACAAAAAAAUAUAUUUGGUCAGCAAUUUCAAAACCAGUUCGCAAUUAAUGUCAUACUGAGCUGCUCUAAAUUGAUUUGGUUGACAAAUUAAUUAUUUGAGCGGCAGUAAGCGAUCCACCAUUAAUCAAAUUUUGUUAAGCAAUCAGUGGGUAAGCGAAUCAUUUCAUUUUGGAUUACAAUUUAACGGAUCCGCAAAUAUUGGUUAGCUGAAAAAUCAGUUGAUCAGAAAAUGUCCAACCAACCUAACCAACCCUUUGCUGAUACUGAUUUUUUCAAACAAAAUCAUUUGAUUACUUCCCUUUCAUUUUGUUCUUCAAAAAACUUACUGCCCACUAACUUUGUUUUCUAGUAGAUACCUAGCAGUUGGUUUCUGUAAAGGUCGCAAUUCUAACUUUUUUUUUGUUACCCAGGGGGAAUCCGUUAUAAAUAAUCCGUCCGACUCCCACGGACUAAACCCCCUGGGAUGUUCCGCCGCGUGCUUUGUGGACGGGGUUUCGGGAACGCGACUUUAGACCUCCAAUACCCUGCCGGCGUUGCCCUCGCGGGCUCGUCUUUUGGGGGCCUUGAGGGCCUUCCAGCUCAGAACCUCUUCAGGCGAACUCUCGGCCCAUCACCCGCAGGUCCCCGUUAAGGUGGCAUCAUUCGGGCUGCGUAGGCCCUUCGCCGCCGGCCUGGCCUCCUACGGCGCUGAGGGAGCGAAUUUGCAUCGUCCUGGCUCACUCUUUCUGCAGCCUCCUUUUGUGUCAGGACGGUGACACUAAAGGUGGCUACUGCCGCCCAUACCACCUCACUGCUGAGCAUGCGGCGUAUUAGCGCCGGCAGUGAGAGGUCUCCUCCCACAGCUGCGGACAGGGUAGCGCGAGGCUCCGCCCACGCAGGGCACUCUUCGCGCGUGUGUUAGGCCGUAUCUACGGCUCCUCUGUUGCAGUGGUAGCACGCCGUCGUCGGCUCUCUUCCCAACCUCUCACACAGGUACCAACCGAAGCAGCCGUGCCCCGUCAGGAGCUGCGAGAGAUUGAAGGAGGGUGAGCCGUGCUUGCGUUCGACCCAUUCCUUAAGAACAGGUAGCACAGCGGCCACUAUUAGGUCCCGGCUAGCUCCCGGGAUUUGCAAUUCUAACCUAACCUAACCCACUCUUCUAGUAGCAGUUAGUUUUUGUGAAGGUCGCAGUUCUAAUCUAACCUACCCUACUUUUCUAGUAGCAGUUAGUUUCUGUGGAGGUCGCAGUUCUAACCUUUUUUUUUUUUUGUUAGGAGGGAAAAAUGCAUUACGCAUACCACCCGGGUGCGGGGGGUGACCCCAGUGGUUAUGUGGGACUCCCGUCUAGGCUAAUGAGGCCCACGGUGUACCCACUAAAAAACCCCCCAUAUGCCGCCUCGCCGCCCUAUUGGUGGGGUUACAGGAACGCUUGCGUUUGUCAUCUGCGACCCCACCGGCGGCAGCCGCCCACGAGCGCGGCUCCUUCGCGGAUGCCCGAAGGCCCUUCACGCUAGGCGCGCCAGAUGGUAAGACGCGCCUUCCUCCUCGGCUUCCAUUCUGUAUUGUAGCGGACCCCCCCGAGCCCGCCACAAGGAAGCCACGGGCGCCAGGAAUUUCCCCGGCGCCCGGCGACAGAUCAGGUCUAUGGUUCUGCCGCAAAACCACAACUCGGCUGCAGAGGACAGGGAGAACGGCACAACGUAACACCGACACUCCUCUUCCUCUGCAGCCCCACCAACGCCGCUACAGCGGAACGGCCCCGCCAAGUUCGCAGGGGAUAGGGAGAGUGGCGCAUCGAAAUACCAUCACUCCUUUUCCCCUGCGAUCCCACCUCGGCCGCCGAAGAUAGGGAGAACAGCUUACCGCAAUACCGACACUCCUCUUCCUCGACGGUCCACCUUCGGCGCAUCACAAGCGGGCUUAACCAGCCCACUUGGAGCGUCCUCCUCGGGCCAGCCCGCGACCCAAACAGGCCGGCCCUGGUUGCCUCUUCGCUUCACCGUGGGUGACCAAGCCACGGUUACUAAGCCCCUCCACCACGACAAGGUGAGCAACCCGCGGGGGGUCGCAGUUCUAACCUAACCUAACCCACUUUUCUAGUAGCAGUUAGUGUCAAACAAGUAAUCAUCGAAUGAAGAGUUAAUAGGUAUCUCAUAAGUAAGCGUGCUCCACCGUAGACCACAUCAUCACUUACCAUCAGGUGGGAUCGUGGUCAAACGCCUGCCUCAUAAAAAAAAAAAAAAUGAAAUACACGCACACGAUUGACUUCUCGUGUCACAUGGACUGAUUUCGCUCCGCCUGCAACUCUGCUGAUUUGUCAAAUAAAACGUAACCCACCUUAUUAUGUUAUUAUAUCAGAUUAUCAUUCCUUUAAUAUGCUUACCUCUCAAUUAAACUGCUGAGGCAUAUUUUUUCUGCCAACCAAUUCUUAAAUCAUGCUGACAAAGUAAUUAUUUUGCAGCUCGACUAUUUAUGAAGCAGAUAAAUUAUAACAGAAGCAGAUCGAUUUUGGUUAUAAUGUUGACCGUUGGUGAAUUGUUUGCUGAACAGAGUUGAAGCUCAAUUAUUAUUUAUUGCCAGCAACAUUUUGGUAUGCUGUCCAAAUGAUUUAAUGGCUAUUUUUUACAAUCAGUUUUAAAAACAGCUGAUCAUUUAAUUACUUCCCUAUAUUAUUUAGCUACCUACUUAAAGUAAGACUUGAAAUAUAAUAUUAAUCAGCGUUGUUGGAAAUAAUGCUAUGUUAGCGAUCGGCAAAAUUUAUUAUAUUUAUAUUAUUCUUUGAAAUAUAUUGUGGAUUUAAUAAAAAGUUUAAA